UGUCACGAGAGGGAGAGAGCCUGGAGUGUGCCGAGCAUCCAACCAGUGCCAGUUUUCCCUCGAGGAUUGUGAAGUGAGGAAGGUAGAUACCAUCUGAAGAAAACCUACCGAUCAACGUCAUGGUCACCACCAGCGAACCACCCCAGCCUCAGAGGCGAUCCGAAACAAGAAGAAGCAAUAAGCCCAUAAUGGAGAAACGGAGAAGGGCGAGGAUCAACAACUGUCUAAAUGAGCUCAAAUCCCUUAUUCUGGACGCUAUGAAGAAAGACCCGGCCCGACACUCGAAACUGGAGAAAGCCGAUAUUUUAGAAAUGACGGUGAAACACGUCGAGACGAUGCAGCGUCAUCAGGUGGCCCUAGCCGCUGCCGCUGAUCCUGCUGUCGUCAACAAAUUCAAGGCGGGCUGGGGAGAGUGUCUCACGGAAGUCGGCCGUUUCCCAGGACUGGAGCAAGGGGUGAAGAAAAGACUCCUGGAACACCUUUCCCAAUGCAUGGACACGAGGACGGAAUCGGCCAGCGAACAGGGCAGCCACGUCGUCGCACUCGUUCCCACCAGGUUGCCCAACGGCCACAUCGCUCUCGUUUUGCCUUCUUCUCCGCCACCUCUCGCUCCGGCGACUCCCAACCAGCCGGUCUCCCUCGUCGUGAGGAAACCGCAGAUCGUCGAAAAACCCUGGCGGCCCUGGUGACCUCGAAAAAACGCCAAAUCGCGCCCGUCCGCUGCCCAGGAGGUUCGGUGGAUUCAAAUUCUGAGCUAAUUGUGAUAAUUUUUUUUACUUCGUCCUGGUGCCACCCUGUGGCUGUCUGCAAUCGUGUAGCACCUCAUGUACGAAUUGAUCUCAUAUAUAAUUCUUUUGUAUAAAAACUAUAUUUUGUUUGCAAAUGACUGAUAGCUUUACAAAAGUGCCUUAACAACACUAUCACAGUGUCUUCCAUGUGUAUAUUUUGUAUAUUUUUCUUGGGAAUAAAUAAUUAUUGUGUAAAUUAUUUUUAAAUAAUGUACAGAUAAGAUUAAUAGAGGCUAUAAUUAUAGUAUAA
Cimex lectularius (bed bug) is the source of this 1038-nucleotide messenger RNA. RefSeq names its product protein hairy (gene hry). Gene Ontology annotation, biological process: anterior/posterior pattern specification; regulation of transcription by RNA polymerase II; regulation of neurogenesis. The transcript is spliced from 3 exons. NCBI's taxonomy places the organism in Eukaryota, Metazoa, Arthropoda, Insecta, Hemiptera, Cimicidae. Bases 120 to 689 code for a protein of 189 amino acids. Gene Ontology annotation, cellular component: nucleus. Gene Ontology annotation, molecular function: DNA-binding transcription factor activity, RNA polymerase II-specific; RNA polymerase II cis-regulatory region sequence-specific DNA binding; protein dimerization activity. The record is from RefSeq and is a predicted model, not a curated record.